Molecule: messenger RNA, 2451 nt
Organism: Aspergillus saccharolyticus JOP 1030-1
Lineage: Eukaryota; Fungi; Ascomycota; Eurotiomycetes; Eurotiales; Aspergillaceae
Gene: xlnD
Product: beta-xylosidase XylA
Exons: 1
Coding region: 1-2451 (816 amino acids)
Biological process (GO): xylan catabolic process; arabinan catabolic process
Cellular component (GO): plant-type cell wall
Molecular function (GO): alpha-L-arabinofuranosidase activity; xylan 1,4-beta-xylosidase activity
Source: RefSeq, a predicted model, not a curated record
AUGGUUGUGGCGGCUCUUGCUCUGCUGGCUCUCUUGCCCCAGGCCCUAGCGCAAGACAACAGCAGCUACGUCGACUACAACGUCGAAGCCAAUCCAGAUCUCUUUCCGCAAUGUCUGGCGACAAUCGACCUGGCCUUUCCCGAUUGUCAAGAUGGGCCUCUGAGCAAGAACCUCGUCUGCGAUUCUACAGCCUCGUCCUAUGACCGCGCUGCUGCCUUGAUCUCCCUUUUCACCCUCGAGGAACUCAUCAACAAUACGGGCAACACCAGCCCCGGUGUCCCCCGCUUGGGUUUGCCCCCAUACCAGGUCUGGAGUGAGGCCUUGCAUGGACUAGAUCGCGGCAACUUCACCGAUCAAGGGGCCUACAGCUGGGCGACCUCCUUCCCCUCGCCCAUCCUCACGGCUGCCGCCUUCAAUCGGACCCUGAUCAACCAGAUUGCCUCCAUCAUCUCCACCCAAGGCCGCGCCUUCAACAACGUUGGCCGUUACGGUCUCGACGUCUAUGCUCCGAACAUCAAUGCAUUCCGUCAUCCAGUCUGGGGUCGCGGACAGGAGACCCCGGGUGAGGAUGCCUUUACACUUUCCGCCAUCUAUGCGUACGAAUACAUUACCGGCAUCCAGGGUGGAGUGGAUCCGGAGCACCUGAAGCUCGGAGCUACCGCGAAGCACUUUGCUGGGUAUGAUCUUGAGAAUUGGCACAACCACUCCCGUCUGGGGAACGAUCUCAUCAUCAGCCAGCAAGACUUGGCGGAGUACUAUACGCCGCAAUUCCUCGUGGCCUCCCGCGAUGCUCGCGUUCACAGUGUCAUGUGCUCCUACAACGCGGUCAACGGUGUGCCCAGCUGCUCCAAUUCCUUCUUUCUGCAGACACUCCUGCGUGACACCUUCUCCUUCGUCGACCACGGUUACGUCUCCGGCGACUGCGGUGCCGUCUACGGCGUCUUCAACCCCCACGGCUAUGCAGCCAACGAGUCCAACGCUGCCGCCGACUCCAUCCGCGCAGGCACCGACAUCGACUGCGGAACCUCCUACCAAUACCACUUCAACGAAUCCAUCGUCACCGGUGCCGUCGCCCGCGAUGACAUCGAACGCGGCCUCAUCCGUCUGUACUCCAACCUCGUGCGUCUCGGCUACUUCGACGGCAACAGCAGCAGCCCGUACCGCAGCCUCAGCUGGACAGACGUCCAAAAGACCGACGCAUGGAACAUCUCCUACGAAGCAGCCGUCGAGGGCAUCGUCCUCCUCAAGAACGACGGCACCCUCCCGCUCGACUCCUCUAGCAGCAGCAGCAGCAGCAGCAGCAGCAGCAACAAGUCCGUCGCGCUGAUCGGCCCCUGGGCUAACGCCACCACGCAACUCCAAGGCAACUACUACGGGACGGCCCCCUACCUCAUCAGCCCGAUCGAUGCCUUCACCUCCGCCGGCUACGAGGUGCACUACGCUCCCGGCACAGCGAUUUCCAGCAACUCGACCGCGAACUUCAGCGCAGCGCUCGCCGCCGCCCGCGCCGCCGAUACCAUCAUCUUCUUGGGUGGUAUCGACAACACCAUCGAAGCCGAAGCCCAGGAUCGCUCCUCGAUCGCCUGGCCGGGCAACCAGCUCGACCUCAUCCACCAGCUCGCCGCGCACAAGCAACCGCACCAGCCGCUGAUCGUCUACCAGAUGGGCGGCGGCCAGGUCGAUUCCUCCGCCCUCCAAACCAACCCCAACGUCAACGCCCUCCUCUGGGGCGGCUACCCCGGCCAAUCCGGCGGCCUCGCCCUGCGCGACAUCCUCACCGGCGCCCGCGCCCCCGCAGGUCGCCUCACCACCACCCAGUACCCCGCCGCCUACGCCGACGCCUUCUCCCCGCUGGACAUGAAUCUCCGCCCCAACCAAUCCUCCAACAACCCCGGCCAGACCUACAUGUGGUACACCGGGGAACCUGUCUACGAGUUCGGCCACGGCCUCUUCUACACGAAUUUCUCCGCUUCCCUGCCUGCUACCAGCACCAGUAAUCACACGGAAGCGGGAGCCCACUCCUACACAUUCAACAUCUCCAGCAUAGUAGCCGCCGCGCACCCCGACACAACAACCGUCGGCCAGCAAACCCUCUUCAACUUCACCGCUACGAUCACGAACACCGGCGACCGGGACUCGGAUUACACCGGCCUGGUCUUCGCCAACACCUCGAACGCAGGCCCCGCGCCGUACCCGAAUAAAUGGCUCGUCGGGUUCGACCGCUUGGGCAGUGUGCAGAAGAACGGCGGGAAGAAAGUGUUCAGUGUGCCUAUUGCGGUGGAUCGGUUGGCUCGCGUGGAUGAGGAUGGGAGUUCGGUUUUGUUCCCGGGCACGUAUGAGGUGGCGCUGAAUGUCGAGCGGGAGGUGGUUGUGACGGUUGAGUUGGUAGGGAGCGAGGCGGUUUUGUUGAAGUGGCCGAGGGUUACGGAGGAGAUUUUGGCGGAUUCGUAG